Messenger RNA from Malassezia vespertilionis, 2499 nucleotides. Its product is annotated as phosphoinositide phospholipase C. Gene Ontology annotation, molecular function: phosphatidylinositol-4,5-bisphosphate phospholipase C activity. Gene Ontology annotation, biological process: phosphatidylinositol-mediated signaling; lipid metabolic process. The record is from RefSeq and is a predicted model, not a curated record. Bases 1 to 2499 code for a protein of 832 amino acids. NCBI's taxonomy places the organism in Eukaryota, Fungi, Basidiomycota, Malasseziomycetes, Malasseziales, Malasseziaceae. The transcript is spliced from 2 exons.
AUGCAACCGUUGCAAGGCCUGCAAACCCGCUUGGCCGACUGGAAACAAAGCACAAAAGCAUUUCGCAGGAUGCGCGUAGAUAGCAGCGCACGCGAUCAUGCUACUGCGACAGUACAAGCGGCAGCGCCACGCGGCGCUGGCACGAUUGAGCUCGAGCCCUUGGACGAGAUCAUCCCCGAAACACUCAAGCGCGGUGAGCCGAUGCUCAAAGUGACGCCGAAAAAAGCCGCACAGCGUGUGUUUGCGGUAGAUACCGACCAGGCGUUUAUCGCGUGGGCGAGCAAGAGGAACAACAUCGUGCCGCUGUACGCGAUCCGCGACGUGCGCAUCGGCGCAAAUGCACGCACAUACCGCCAAGCACUGCACAUUGCUGACGAGCACGAGCCACGGUGGAUUUCGGUGAUUUAUCAAACGCCCAAAGCAUACAAAGCGGUGCACAUGGUGGCGCUUUCCGCCGAGUCCAUGCAGCGCUGGUGCGACGCAUUGCUCCGCGUGCUUGCGCAGCGGCUCGCGCUCCUUACCGGGCGUGCACAUCCUUCCAGCACGCAGUACCAUUGGCUGAAUGCGUCGUGGCGCGAUACAGAUACUGCGCUAGAUCUCGGUGGGGUCCAGCGGCUGUGUAGGCGAACCGGGAUCCAGUGCGGCAUGCGCGAACUACGCGCGCAUUUCGACGCCGCGGAUACCGAGCAUUGCGGCGUGCUGCAUUUCGCAUCCUUCCAACGUUUUGUCGCGGCACUCAAGCGCAGGACGGAUAUCGAGCAAAUAUUUGAGCGGGUCGCUGGCGGCGCGUCUGUGCUAUCCUCUGACGCAUUUUCGCGCUUCAUAGCUGAGGAGCAAGGCGAGGAUUGGGGUGCAGACGAGCAAGCGCGCGUAUAUGCGCGGUACAGCACAAAUGGCGACAUGCGCCUGGACGGAUUCCAUGCGUUUCUUCUCUCGACCGAUAAUCUCGCCGAGUCGAGCCCAAGCGGCCCGCUGCAGCAUCCAUUGACUGACUAUUUUAUCAGCUCGAGUCACAAUACGUACCUAGUCGGUGGGCAGUGGAAGGGCGACAGCACCGUGGAAGGCUACGUGCGUGCGCUGCAGCAAGGUGCGAAAAGCGUCGAACUCGACUGCUGGGACGGCCCCAACGGCCAGCCCCAAGUCACGCACGGCCGCACGCUCACGAGCCGUGUGCCUUUUGACGACGUUGUUGCCGCUGUCGCGCAGUAUGCGUUUGUUGCAUCACCGUACCCCCUGAUUCUGUCGCUUGAAGUACACAACGACGUGGCACAGCAGGAGCGCAUCGCACACAUCCUUACCGAGCGACUCGGCCACAUGCUCGUCACGUCGCGUGUUGCAGAGGAAGCGGACGACUGCCUGCCGAGCCCCGAGCAGCUGCGGCACAAGGUGCUGGUCAAGUGCAAGCACUGGCCGCUAAUUCACACGCUCGAGCAGCGUGGCGAGUUUGGGGACGACAUGUCGCUCUCCACUACCGACCACACCGAGUCCGAAGGCGACUCGUUUCUGGACCAAGCGCGUGGUUUGGUACGGCAGAUGCGGCGCCCGCUGCUCAAAGAGCCGCGCGAUUUUCCUGUGAUGUCGGAUAAACUGGUCCACUUGCUGGUCUACACCGUCGGCGUGCGGUUUCGCGGGAUCAACAAGAAGGAGCACUACGCGCCCGAGCACAUCUUCUCUUUGUCCGAGUACAAGGCAUUGCGGAUCAUUCGGCAGGGCAAUGCGGAUCUCGUAAAACACAAUGUCGUGCACCUCACGCGCGUUUACCCUUCGCUAAACAGCCUCAGCCGGCUGAACAACAGCGCCAACUUUCUUCCCCACACCAUGUGGGCGGCUGGGUGCCAGCUGGUCGCGCUGAACUGGCAGACACGCGAUCGGGGCAUGGAGAUGAACCAUGCGUUUUUUGCCGGCGGUGCAGGCUACCGACUCAAGCCGCCCGGGCUGCGUGUGCGCAGCACGCUGAAAAGCACAGGACAGGCCGUGCGGAUAACCAUUGCUCUCACGCUCAUCUCUGCACAGCAGCUUCCGAGCGGGCGCGACGACAACAUCGCACCCUACGUUACAUUCUCCGUCGAUGCGCCGGUGCAAUGGGGCAAGCACACACAGGUGCAAGUGGGCCAUGAAGACGAGCAUGUACGCUCGCCCGGCGCACUGCCGCGCACUGCCGCAGCGAGCGGCGGGUUAAUGCCCAGCUGGAAUACACAGUGCACCCUUCACAUUGACGUGCCCGCGACGCAGGGCACGGAGAAGAUACUGGAGCACCGCGGCACGAUUCCCCAAGUGACACACGGCCUCCUGGACCUAUGUUUUCUACGGUUCCAGGUGAUGGACGAGCAGCCGGGGAUGCCUGUGGCGCUUGGCUCCAGUAUGGUCAACCUCGGCCAGCUGCGCAGCGGCUACCGCCACAUUCCCUUGUACGAUACGCAACUCUCGCGACUCUUGUACUCCUCGCUGUUUAUGCAUAUACAGUAUACCCACGUAGAGCUAGUGAAUGGACGCUUUUAA